AUGGCGGCCAAGCUAGCCAGCCAAGGUGGCGCUCGGAGCGGCGGCGGCGAGCGGCAGGAGGCGGGGCCCUGCCAGUCCUACGCCAGUGUGCUGAAUCCGAAAGGUGCCUCGCAAAAUCGCGUCAGCUCUUUCAAGAGUAACAACAAGGAGAACAUAGACGAUCAAGUAACAGUGCCGCAACAGCAACAGCAUCAAACGACGACCAGUGCAAGGGAGAAGAUAGUGCCGACAAGUGUGAAAGGUGGCAAGUCCUACCAGAGAAUCACUCGGUGUCCUCAGACUGUCCCGGACAGCUGUCCGGACAGACGCGAUCACCACGAGAGGAGCUCGUCGAGCAUGCCGGUCGCGCACGUCGACGUAGUUCACGUGUCGUCGGCGUCGGCGACGCCUGGCGCGUCAUCGCGUGAAAACGACGCCGGCCUGACGGCGAGUGACGCCGAACGGCUGAACAACGGUAGUAGUCUCGGCAACGACGGUGAAUUCCAGACGGUCGCCACGAAGGGUGCCCGGCGCAAGGAGAAAUUGCGCGAGCAGUAUCGCGAGAAUCAUCGGGAGCGUCACCGGCUGCGCGAUAACAACAAUCGCCAUCAGCCACCACCACGUGGUCCCAAUGGCGUCGGGGGCGGAGGAGGCGCCGGUAGACGCGGCAGCGACGAGAGGCCGCACAGAGAGCGCGCCGACCGCAAUGGCGUCCUCGAUCAUGGCCCGAAGGAGGCCCAUCAUUACAAGGACGAGCAGAGCAUCGAGGUUGAGGCGCAGUCGGCGUCCCUAUCGACGCCGCCGCCGCCGCCAUCGGUCAAAUACGUCGAGGCGCCUUUACCCGCGGUCAACCCCUGGACGAGGAACCGAACGCCGGCGCCACAAACCACAAAGGUUCCACCCUCGCAGCACCAGCAACCGCCCAAUGUCGUUGCAACGUCCACAUGCGUCGACAAACAGAGCGAGAAGGAAAGGACAGUGCCGCUGCCGCAGCCCCAGCCGCAGCCGCAGCAGCAGCAGCAACAGGGUGCAACGGAAAAUGGUGUCGAAAGUAAUGCCCAGCCUACAAUUGUCAGAGCUCCCAGAGAUAGGAGGAAAUUCAAUCAAAACGCAAGUGAUUUUACGAACAUUGGAGACUGGCCUACUUUAGGAACACAAAUAGAGAGAAAAACAACUGUAACUCCUCUGAAGCAAAAUGGUGUGUUUAAUGGUGAACCAAGUACCUCUAAGACAUGCAACACUGUCGAAAGCAAAGGCAAGGAGAACAAGGAACAGAUUCACUAUCAAGACGAUAGCGAUGAGCAUAUGGAUAACAAUGAAAAGAAAAGAAAAGCGAAUAAACAAAAAUGGGUCCCGCUUGAGAUUGACCUGGCACAAAACCGUGGGACUAUGCGAUCACCGAGAUUUCAAAAUCAUAAAGAAAGAAAUGGUGAAGCGAACGAUGGUGAACACUGGCGCGAAAGGGAUUAUGAUAGAUCAACUGGAUAUAACUCACGAGGACGCGGUGGAAGAAAUUACAGAGGUAGAGGACGAGGCGGGCGUGGCCGUGGUGGUUUUAGACACCGAUAUGAUCACGAGUAUACAAAUUAUACAACGGACUGUGCACAAAUCCAUAAAUAUGAACAUACGGAUUCUGGAUAUAUGAUACCUUAUAUGGGAACAUGCUAUUUUAAUAAUGCAAAUUAUAUAGAUACCAUCACAUUAAAAGAAUAUAUACGAAAACAAAUAGAGUAUUACUUUUCUGAAGAAAAUCUUGUAAAGGACUUUUUCUUACGUCGUAAAAUGAAUGUUCAAGGAUACUUACCUCUCACUUUGAUCGCGUCUUUUCAACGUGUACAAAAUUUAACGGUGGAUAUAGAUUUGGUGAUAGAAGCAGUCUUGGAAUCUGAUAGACUGGAGCUGUUAGAAUCAGAAGAUGGAUAUAAGAUUAGGACAAGAUUCGACCCGCUAAAAUGGCCUCUUUUGGACAUAUCUAGUAAUAUUGCCUUUUCAAAUCGUGUGCAACAGCCUAACCUAUCUCAGUCCGAAGUUAUUCCUACCUCUGAAACUACAUUUUGUCCUACUGCGAAGCCUUUAUCUACAAUGCCUGCUCCCCCAAUUCCUCGUGUGUUUGAAUCUUACCAUUCCAUUUCAACAGUAAGAAGAUACAAUGAAUUAGAGACGGAUUCCUCCUUGACAAAUGAGAUUCUAAAUCCCGAUGUACCAGAGUUUGUGCCGACCACCGAAAUAAUCAAUGGAUUUACCGCUAAUUUACCGAAACAGCAAUCAAACAAAGAUAACAGUAAUCAAACAAAGACAACAAAUAAUAUUUACUUCGAAAAGAUAAAAGAAACAAUGGAGAUUGCAGAAAGGUAUCUUCUCUCUUCUAAUAAUAAUUCUCCUACGAAUAUAAGAGAAGCCAAUGAAUUACCGGCCACAGUAGGUAUUCCUACUUCGGACAGCUUAUCAGAACGAAUGAACGGAGAAUCGGACUCGUCAAACGACAAUGCUUGGAAAGAGGUGAGAAGAAGAGUCAAGCAUCUACACAAGGAUAAAACAGAAGAGAGACAUUCACAUAAGGACAGAACAGAAGAGAAAGAGAAAUCUGAAAUCGUAAAAAAUGCAAUACGAGAAGAAUUGGAUUUUCAAUUUGACGAGGAAUUGGAUUCACCGCCACCGACUGGUCGACAUAAUGCCUUUUCGGAAUGGUCCGAAGAUGACGACGAUAACGAAUUUUCGGAUAGAGAUAUUGAUAAAAUAUUAAUAUUUACUCAAAUUAGUCCUGCAUCAUCUAGAAUCCCAAAGCAUGAGGGUCAUGAUAGAACAGGAGAUUGGAUUACAAGAGUAAAAAUGACUCAAGAAUUAGAACAGCUUAUCAACGACGGAUUAUAUUAUUACGAAGAAGAAUUAUGGAGACAAAGUUUUCAAAGACAUGGCUCUUCUUCGUCCGUUGGAAGUUACAAAACUGUUAAUAUGGUUAGUCAGGAAGAUUUUGAAAAAAUGGCGCCAAAAGCUCCAAGAAAAGCAAAUCCAGAAGUUCCACCACCACCACCACCUCUUUCUAUGGAAGAUUUAGAAGUUUCGCAGUCAGCUUCAUUACAGCUUCCAAGCACAAGUCUAGAUAAGAAAGAUCAUAGACAGGAAAAGAAUCGUUGGAGUGAUAAAGUCUGUCUUGGAGAAGGACGAAGAAAUACUGCGCUUCGUUUCUUUGCCGUUGUGAAAGAUGGACCGUCUGUUGAUCCGAGAACACCGCGAAAAAGGAAAACUCGUCACAGCAAUAAUCCUCCAGUGGAACAUCAUAUUGGCUGGAUUAUGGAUGUUCGAACGUAUUCCGCAGGGAGUAGUGCAGGCACAAGUCCUAAUGAAGGUCAUCUUGCUAGUAGUUACGGAAGUGCUUCCAAUAUCUGCGAGCAUCCGAGUCAUGCUUUGUUGAAGGAUAAUGGAUUUACUCAACAAGCAUAUCACAAAUAUCAUUCGCGUUGCUUAAAAGAACGCAAACGAUUAGGCAUUGGAUUGUCGCAAGAGAUGAACACACUUUUCCGUUUUUGGUCGUUUUUCUUGCGAGAAAACUUCAAUCGUACCAUGUACGAAGAAUUCAGAACUAUAGCCAAAGAAGAUGCCUGCGAAGGAUACCGAUACGGAUUAGAGUGCCUUUUCAGAUUUUACAGUUACGGCUUAGAAAAGAAGUUUAGACAUACUUUGUAUACAGAUUUUGAAAUGGAAACGAUACAAGAUUACGAAAGCGGACAGCUCUAUGGAUUGGAAAAAUUUUGGGCAUUUUUGAAAUAUUAUAAGAACUCUGAUCAACUUAAUGUAAAUCCUCAAUUGCAAGAGUACCUAUCAAAAUUCAAGAGCAUCGAAGAUUUUAGGGUAGUAGAACCUCAAAUACAUGAGAUGCUCCAAGCUGCGAGAAUACGUAAUAGAAGUGUUUCUGAAAGCGCUAGGGAAGAUUCACUGACAAGCGAAUGCCUACUUUCGGACGACUACAAUACACUGCCAAACGCGCAAGAGUCGCAUUUAUCGCAGUUUCGAAAUAGAGCUGGUUCUUUCGGCUCUAAACUGUAUCAUUUUCGACGACGGAAUGACUCUGCAUCGUCCAGCAGCCAGCGAGAUCUUAGCAAGCAGCAGCCUCGAAAUAGGCAGAAUUCUGGUUCAUCUAUGAAACCUUUCGAAGCGAGUAAAUCGCAAGUCACUGCCAGAGAACGAACUCAAGCCAGCUCCAAGUCCGAAGCGAGCAAAUCCGUCACGAUUAAGACGGACAACUCGUUCACCUCCCAAAAAUGAAAUUGUGCAUCGGUAAGAGAAACACGCGAAUUUCGAAUAAAUCUGUGAAUUGACAGAAAUUAUCGAAUCGCCCUCAAGAUGAAAU
Messenger RNA from Cyphomyrmex costatus, 4327 nucleotides. It is a transcript of the gene larp, whose product is annotated as La related protein. The transcript has 17 exons. Gene Ontology annotation, biological process: positive regulation of translation; mRNA stabilization. Gene Ontology annotation, molecular function: RNA cap binding. The coding region runs from base 1 to 4242 and encodes 1413 amino acids. The record is from RefSeq and is a predicted model, not a curated record. NCBI's taxonomy places the organism in Eukaryota, Metazoa, Arthropoda, Insecta, Hymenoptera, Formicidae. Gene Ontology annotation, cellular component: cytosol; cytoplasmic stress granule.